Molecule: messenger RNA, 729 nt
Organism: Tachyglossus aculeatus (Australian echidna)
Lineage: Eukaryota; Metazoa; Chordata; Mammalia; Monotremata; Tachyglossidae
Product: olfactory receptor 6M1-like
Exons: 5
Coding region: 1-729 (242 amino acids)
Biological process (GO): G protein-coupled receptor signaling pathway
Cellular component (GO): membrane
Molecular function (GO): olfactory receptor activity
Source: RefSeq, a predicted model, not a curated record
AUGCUGACAAUCUCAGAGACGUUAGAUCAAGAAGAAUUUCAGCGGGAGGGAUCUGGGAUGCUGGCCAACUUCCUGUCAGAGAGGAAGUCCGUGUCUUUAAAUGAGUGCAUUACUCAGUCAUACUUCUACUUCCUCUUUGCCACCACCGAGUACAUCUUCUUUGCCAUCAUGUCAUAUGACUUAUGGUGUGGAUCCUUCCUCCUCAUCCUCCCAUCCACCAUCUUGAAAGUCCGCCUGCCCUAUUGUGGGCCCAAAGUCAUCGACCAUUUCUUCUGUGACAGUGCCCCCUUCCUAUUCCUCGCCUGUGCCAACGUCACCUUCAUAGAGCUUCUUGACUUCAUCGUCUCCCUCGUGUUGCUGAUCAGCUCUCUGGCAAUGACCAUCGUAUCCUACAUCUAUGUCAUCUUCACCAUCCUCAAAAUUCCCUCAGGUGAGGGUCGACAAAAGGCUUUCUCCACCUGUGCCUCUCAUUUCACCGUGGUCUCCAUGGGCUAUGGGAUCUCCAUCUUUGUCUAUGUCCGGCCCACUCAGAAGUGCUCCCUGCAUCUCAAUACGAUCAUCUUUGUCCUCUCCAGAGUGGUCACUCCUCUCCUGAACCCCUUCAUCUUCAGCCUGAGAAAUGAAACAAUGAGGAUAGCAUUGACCGAGGCUAAUGGAAAGACCAGUUUAAAAGUAGCACCAAUGGUUGAUGUGAUCCCCAUUGAAGGGCACUACCGCUGGUUUAUGUGA